This is a messenger RNA of Crotalus tigris (Tiger rattlesnake), 3465 nucleotides long. RefSeq names its product 5-hydroxytryptamine receptor 2A (gene HTR2A). NCBI's taxonomy places the organism in Eukaryota, Metazoa, Chordata, Lepidosauria, Squamata, Viperidae. Gene Ontology annotation, cellular component: dendrite; plasma membrane. The record is from RefSeq and is a predicted model, not a curated record. Gene Ontology annotation, molecular function: neurotransmitter receptor activity; G protein-coupled serotonin receptor activity. Gene Ontology annotation, biological process: G protein-coupled receptor signaling pathway, coupled to cyclic nucleotide second messenger; chemical synaptic transmission. The transcript is spliced from 3 exons. Bases 663 to 2054 code for a protein of 463 amino acids.
AGAUUAUUCUUCCAACACGGUUAACCUUAAGGAGAAAAACAACACAGGGAAGUAUAAGUGGAGCAGCUGUAAAUGGCAAAGAAGAACAAACAAGGAAAUACCAUCGCUGUAAGGGGGCAGCUGAGGAAUCUGCAAAAUACAUUUGAUUCAUGCAAACUGGAACUAAAGAAUAUCAUGCCAGCAAAUGCAACAAAGGAUAACAUAAAUCAAGGCACAGCAUUAAUUUAAUUUAGGCAAUUUUUCGAAUACAUUGUAAGUGUAUUUCUUAAUAGCGUUUUUCAGAAUGAUAGCAUUAAAUAAACUUAUGGUAUUUAAUAACUUCCAUGAUAGGACAAAAUAAUAAUUGUAACUAAUUAUUAAAAUAAUUUUUAAUUGUCAGUUACAUGAUUAAAAUGUUUUGGGGGAAGAUUGCUAUGGCUGAAAACAUUGGAGGACGAUGGACUGCUUUUUCUUUUCCUUAAUGGUUUGAAAUUGCUUGAAAUCGUUCAGUAAAAUUCACUAUCAAAUUAUAUAUGAAAUUGAAAAUCAUACAGUCAUCUGAAUGACUGUCAGUUUUCUUUGUAAAAUUUUAUUUUCUUUUUUGUACUAAUAAUCAGUAUAGAACUUGAUGGUAACAAAACAGCCGCAAUUUGCAUUUUUCAUCAAUUUCAGAAUUUUUAGAAAUGCAUAUUUUUUCUGAAGAAUGGUCUGUGAACCUAAUAGCACAUUCUUUACUACAAUUAAACCAAGCCAGAAAAUUCAAUAGAAGUAUACUUACAUCUGAAGAAAUUAACAAUUCUUGUUUAUGCAAUGUGACUGCAGACUUUGAUCAUAUAAUGAACAGUUCUUGUGAAAGGAACCUGACUACAUUAUUAUUUCCUAUUCUUCAUGAGAAAAACUGGCCUGCUCUUCUAAUUAUUAUUGUGAUUGUUAUAACCAUUUUUGGAAAUAUUCUAGUCAUCUUGGCUGUCUCACUAGAAAAGAAGCUGCACAAUGCCACAAAUUAUUUCCUGAUGUCACUUGCAAUAACUGAUAUGCUCUUGGGUUUUCUUGUCAUGCCGAUAUCAAUGCUAACUAUAUUAUAUGAAUAUAGAUGGCCACUGCCCAGGAACCUCUGUGCUGUGUGGAUUUAUUUAGAUGUACUUUUCUCCACUGCCUCCAUCAUGCAUCUCUGUGCCAUAUCUCUGGAUCGCUACAUUGCCAUUCAAGACCCCAUUCAUCAUAGCCAGUUUAACUCCAGAACAAAGGCCUUGGCAAAAAUAGCUCUUGUUUGGACGGUAUCAAUAGGUAUUUCAAUGCCAAUUCCUAUAUUUGGAUUCCAUGAUGAUUCUAAAGUUUUCAAGAAUGGAAGCUGUUUCCUUGUGGAUCAGAAUUUUGUUUUAAUUGGUUCUUUUGUAGCAUUUUUUAUUCCAUUUGCUAUCAUGAUGAUCUCCUAUUUUUUAACUAUAAAAUCCCUUCAGAAAAAAGCCACAUUAUGCAUGAAUGAUCUUGAUUCAAAAGCUAAGUUUGGCUCAUUCAGUUUUUCCCCUCAAAGUUCUCUUUCUUUGGAUAAACAUUUCAAGCGCUCUCUGAACAAAGAGUCUGGAACUUUUAGGAGAAAGAUACAAUCAAUAAGUAAUGAACAGAAAGCAUCCAAGGUACUUGGAAUUGUCUUUUUCUUGUUUGUGAUAAUGUGGUGUCCUUUUUUUAUCAUGAAUGUGAUGGUAGUUUUUUGCAAGGAGGCAUGUGACAAAGAUGCAAUUGAGCAUCUGCUUAACAUUUUUGUUUGGAUUGGCUACCUUUCUUCAGCAGUCAACCCACUUAUAUAUACAUUAUUCAGUAAAACCUACCGAUCUGCUUUUAUACGUUACAUCCAAUGUCGCUACAAAGAGAAAAAGAAACCUCUGCAGUUCUUAGCGGACACUGUCCCUACUGUAGUGUACAACUCACCUCAGUUGACACAAAUGAAAUGCUUUAGAAAGGAAUCCAAGUUAAUGGCUAAAGACUAUUCCACAGGGACAUCUGAAGUACAUGAUUUGGAUGAAACCUUAAAGAGCAAAGUCAGCAACAUGAAUGAAAAUGUUAGCUGCUUGUGACUGGUACAACACCAUUUUCUUUAAGUGGAUAUAUUCUGCAAGCUGGAGAAAGCUGAUCUGGAAAAAUAGUAUGCAACUUUGCUGGGAAUUUGCAAGACAGUGCUUCACUAUCGAAGACUCGUCUCUCAUUUUUCUCAAUGCUGGAAACAGGAAUGCACUGGCAUGUGAAAGCAGCUAGCUCCUAUUUAUGACUCAUUAAAGUCAAUCAUGUCAAUUGUUUCUAGGACCAUGUAGCCCUCACUUAAUGACAGUAACUGGAGUUGGAAUUUCUGUUGCUAUUCAACAUGAUCAUAAAGUGCACUGUCAUGUAACACUGGACUUGGAAAAUGAGAGCAGUGCAAUAUAAAUUUUUGAUUUAAUUAUAUCAAACAAAUACAUUAACAGAAAAUAUAGGAAUUAUAACAGUAGAAGUAGUAUGAAAUAUGUUAUAAAGAGAAUACAAAUAAACUGAGUAAUUGCUAAAAGAUGUUUUCCUUGCCUUUUUGUUGAAAAGAAAAAAUAAUUCGAAUACUGAUAAAAAUAACAUUCAGGUCUACUGCUGCAAAUUAAGUAGCAAUUUCUUCUUUUGCAGAUUGUUAUUAUGACUCUGAACUACUAUGACUCACUACAUAGGUACUCAAGUUACAACCAAAAUUGGCACCAGAAUUUCUGUUGCUAAGCAAGGCAGUUGUUAAGUGAGUUGUACCUGAUUUAAUGACAUGUACAAACCCAGGCAAUUGCAGUAAUUUUUAAUUCACUUUGUUGUGCAGCCACAGAAAAUAGAGCUAAUGGUUUCUUUAACUACAUUUAAUUUUAUCAGAUAAACUCUUUGCACUUCAGAAAAUUGAGUCUGUAUUCUCAAUUAUACCAAUAAUGAAAAUGAGAUUGAAUGAUUACUGUAUGUAGUGUGAUUACAGCCAUAUGGUCAGAGGACAUCCCAUACACAUCUAUGAUUCUACAUUCCACAAAUAUCUCCAUGAGAAUUUAACACCUUUUCUGCAGGGCUGUCUAUUAGUAGAUUUUCUAAAUGUAAACUGCACAUAGCAUAAUGAUAUUGGUUUUUCACUUUGCAUUAUUUUAUAUAGAUCUGAGAAUCCCAGAAGGGAAAGACAUUACCUAAAAUGCAUAUGAAUAUAAAGAGCUUUUUUUCCCUUGUACAUGUUGCUUUAUUAUUUCUAACUUCGAAAGGCAAAGUUUCAAUAGUUGUGAAAAAAAGCUGCCUUUUAAAUACAAUACUUUUAUUAUGGUUUGAAAGAUUAAAGAGACUGACUUUUGGGGUAAUACGAAAUUCAUCUUGCAUACCAAUUCUCUAUUACAAAUACUUCCAAAGAUACUGUCAGAAGUAAGUCUUCAUCCUGGUUCAUCCAAGCUGGGGAUAAAUAAGCAACAUGGUGACUGCUUUGGGAAGAAGGUUAUAGUUUAUUGAAGAAGC